Messenger RNA from Nicotiana tabacum (common tobacco), 1001 nucleotides. Its product is annotated as non-specific lipid-transfer protein 1-like. Lineage: Eukaryota; Viridiplantae; Streptophyta; Magnoliopsida; Solanales; Solanaceae. Gene Ontology annotation, biological process: lipid transport. The record is from RefSeq and is a predicted model, not a curated record. Gene Ontology annotation, molecular function: lipid binding.
GUAUUAAAUAGUUCAAGAAUUACUACUCCUAUUAUUAUAAUGCCUGCAAUAUUAUAAUUCCAACAUAAUUUUUUUCGCAAACCAAAAUCUGUCAACGUAAAGAUUCUUUAUCCAUCAUUCUUCACUCCUAUAUAUAAUGGCCAUCACCUUUCAGCAAUGCUACCAAAAGCUUCAUUCUCUUUUGAAACCAACAAUUUUAAUAAUUUAUUCAUCCAAUAUCAAAUACCAAUGGCUAUCUCGAGAAAGCUUGUUAAACCUCUUUCUCUGCUGCUCCUUUACAUGGUACUAUUAGAAGCGGCCGCACCUCGCGCCGAAGCGGCAAUCACAUGUAGCACGGUGGUCAACGGCCUAAUUCCGUGCCUUAGCUACGUAGUGAACGGCGGCAAGGUGCCGCCAACUUGCUGCAAGGGGAUUAAAUCCCUCUACGGCGCCGUAAAGACCACGGCGGAUCGCCGGAGUGUUUGCUCGUGUUUGAAAACCGCUACCUCAAGUGUUAGUGGUAUCAACUUCAAGAAUGCUGCUGCCCUCCCUGGCAAAUGUGGCGUCAAAAAUAUUCCCUUCAAGAUUAGCCCUAAAGCUGAUUGCUCAAAGGUGAAGUGAAGAAGCACGAUCUAUGGGAAUAUAAUAUAUCAAGCAAAACUGAACUCACGUCAGUGAUAUAUAUAAGUUGUCUAUGACAUAGAGUGAGAAUAAGAGUUCUAUUGUCUCUAAUCUUGUUAGAGAUAUUUAAAUGUGUUUUUGUUAUUUUCUUUAAUUUGGUUCUCAAUGGUUGUGUAUCAUGGAUAUCGUGUAUCAUCCAAUGAUCACCAAUCAAAUCUUUUGCGGACUGUUUAUUAAAAAAACCAUCGGCCCUUAAUUAAUAGUUACUGGAAACCAAAAAAAAAACGUUACUAGAAACCGUUUGGUCUAGGUGAUCAGGUAACUAUAAGAAUGAAGUGCUGAAAUGCACUUUUUUGUUAUUGAAACUUAUUUUACAAAAGAACAGUUAUGUGUUUGUGUGA